AACCGGAAAGGUCGGUAUGGUCGUGGAAGGGGCUGUCCAGACGUUGGAAUAAUUUUCUAAGACGCCUCAGAAGGCAGGGAUGGCCGGGACGAAACGGACCACAAUGAAAAUGUUUCUUUGUCUUCUUCUCGUGGGCUUCGCCUUCGCAACGGGCGACUAUACAGAAGAAGCCGCCGUGAAGUUCGCCAAGGAACAGAACGAAUUAAGAGGCCAACUAGCCAACAUGAACACCCUCGUUUCUUGGAACUACGAGUCAAAUCUGACCGAACAUAACAAAAAGAUAAUGCUUGACACAGCAUUGGAAACUUCGAUCAAGGUGAAAAAAUACUGGGAAGAGACGAUCAAAUUCCCUUGGCAAACGUUUAAAGAUGCCGACCUAAGAAGGCAGUUCAAACAGCUGAGUUUGCUUGGGACCGCUGCUUUGUCCGAUGAAAAGAAAAAAGAGUUGAACAAACUCAUUAGCGAUAUGGGCGAAACCUACUCAAAAGCAAAAGUGUGUGACUAUAAAGACAGGACCAAAUGCGAUCUCAGCCUAGAACCAGAACUGCUUCAUGUGAUGGCGACCAGCCGGGACCCAGAAGAGCUAAAAUACUAUUGGACAGAAUGGAGAGAGGUUUCUGGAAAACAAUACAAAGACAAAUACCAAAAGAUGGUCACCCUGUUGAACGAGGCUGCAGUCCUGAACAAUUUUACAGACGCCGCUGAAUAUUGGAAGCUUGACUUCGAAUCGGAAACAUUCGACAAGGACCUCGAAGACUUGCUGAAACAGCUCGACCCCCUUUAUAAACAGCUGCACGCUUACGUUAGGAGGAAGCUUUACUUGAAAUACGGCGAAGAAGUCGUUUCCAAAAAAGGACCGAUUCCGGUACACCUUCUGGGCAACAUGUGGGCCCAGGAUUGGUCCAACGUUUUCGACAUUUUGGACCCGUUUCCAAGCUCAGAGGAGAAAAAACAAACUGAAGACCCAGUUACGUUAGAAAUGAGAAAACAAAAUUACACCGCUCUCAAAAUGUUCAAACUCGCCGAACAAUUUUUCACUUCCCUCAACCUCAGCGCGAUGCCAGAAACGUUUUGGGAAAAAUCGAUCAUCGAAAAGCCGAAAGGCGUCGAGCUAACUUGCCACGCGUCAGCAUGGGACUUCUACGAUGGCAAAGAUUUCAGAAUCAAGCAGUGCACCACAGUCGAUAAACACCAGUUCCUUGUAGUCCACCACGAGAUGGGACACAUCCAGUAUUUCCUCCAGUACAAGGAUCAACCGUACGUUUAUAGAGAAGGAGCAAAUUCAGGUUUUCACGAGGCAAUCGGUGACAUCAUGUCACUCUCUGUGGGCACGGAAAAGCACCUGGCUAAACUUGGCCUUCUAAAAUUGGAAGAAGAGAGCAAGGAGUCUAUGGUUAAAUCGCUUAUGACAGUCGCGCUUGCCAAAUUUGCAUUUCUUCCUUUCGGCUACUUGAUCGACCAAUACCGUUGGGACAUUUUCAAGGGGAAGGUCAAACCCGAAAACUACAACUGCGCUUGGUGGGACAUGAGAGUGAAAUACCAAGGCGUGGAACCGCCCGUCCAAAGAAACGAGGAGCAGUUCGACGCCGGUGCCAAAUAUCACGUCGCAAGUAACGUACCAUACGUCAGGUACUUCGUCAGCCACGUCCUUCAGUUCCAAUUCCAGGAAAGCCUUUGCAAGGCUGCAGGUGAAUUCGACCUCAAAGACGCGGCGAAGCAGUACCUCCAUCAGUGCGACAUUUACAAGAGCACUGCUGCCGGCAAUUUGCUCGGGAAAAUGUUGCGUCUCGGUAGCUCGAAACCAUGGCCCGAAGCUUUGGAAUUGGUGACCGGUACGAAAAAAAUGGACGCGUCUUCCGUUCUCAACUAUUUCAAACCUCUUUAUGAUUGGCUCGUUGAAGAGAACAAAAAGACCGACGAGUAUGUCGGAUGGCAAACACCUGAAAAAGGAGUGUGUGCUGCAGUAUAAAGCUUUGAUAUGAAAUUUCUUUGAUGUACUUCAUUUACAAUUAAAAGUUAUAAACUGAUCUUUAAUAUACAUUUUGUGAACUAUUAAAUACACAAUACUUACAUUAAUUCCUAAUGGAAUUUACAUAUA
Molecule: messenger RNA, 2098 nt
Organism: Cimex lectularius (bed bug)
Lineage: Eukaryota; Metazoa; Arthropoda; Insecta; Hemiptera; Cimicidae
Product: angiotensin-converting enzyme-like
Exons: 13
Coding region: 80-1969 (629 amino acids)
Biological process (GO): proteolysis
Cellular component (GO): plasma membrane
Molecular function (GO): metallopeptidase activity; peptidyl-dipeptidase activity
Source: RefSeq, a predicted model, not a curated record